AUGACGAUCAAGAUCGCGCUUAUACAGCUGCGUGUGGUAGAUUCGAAGGAAAAGAAUCUGAAGAACGCGAUCGAUCUUAUCCGUAUCGCCAAGAAGGAAAAGGACGCGAAUGUCGUCGUGCUGCCGGAGUGUUUCAACGCACCGUACACGGCCGAUUCGUUGCUGAACGUUGCGGAGGAGAUACCGAGCGGGGAAACGUGCCGUGCGCUGUCGAAUGCUGCCCGAGAUUUCGGUGUGUACGUCGUCGGUGGCUCAAUUGUCGAGUCGUACGGUGGACGGCUUUACAAUACCUGCACGGUUUGGGGCCCGGAAGGUGAUCUAGUGACAACGUAUCGGAAGGUGCAUCUGUGCGAUUCUAGCCUUAGCGGCAAGACGACAGUGGCCGAAACGAAGCUCUUCACGCCCGGCAGCAAGUACGCCACGUUCACCGUUGGCGAUACGCGCAUCGGGCUCGGUAUUUGCUGGGACACGCGAUUUGCCGAGUUUGCUACCGCUUAUCGGACGAUGGGCUGCGAUCUACUGAUCUAUCCGGCCGUCUGCGAUGUACCGACCGGGGAGCAACACUGGGAGCUGCUGGCGAAGGCACGUGCACUGGACAAUCAAACGUUCGUCGCGUUUUGUUCGCCGGCCCGGGAUACGCAUGCGAAACUGAUUCCGUACGGCCAUUCGCUAGUGGUCGAUCCGUGGGGUCGCGUCAUCCAGCGUGCGACCGAGUUCCAGGAGAUCGUGGUGGCGGAACUGCUGCUAAAGGAGCUGACCGAAGUUCGCCGACGGAUACCGGUGUUCGAGCAGAAGCGAGCUGAUCUAUACGAGCUGAAGGUUGACUGUUCCACCUAA
This is a messenger RNA of Anopheles maculipalpis, 837 nucleotides long. Its product is annotated as omega-amidase NIT2-like. Gene Ontology annotation, cellular component: mitochondrion. The record is from RefSeq and is a predicted model, not a curated record. The transcript has 2 exons. The coding region runs from base 1 to 837 and encodes 278 amino acids. Gene Ontology annotation, molecular function: omega-amidase activity. Gene Ontology annotation, biological process: oxaloacetate metabolic process; L-glutamine metabolic process. Lineage: Eukaryota; Metazoa; Arthropoda; Insecta; Diptera; Culicidae.